UUAUUUACAUAUAGCCAUACAUAUUGACGUGUACAGUAUCAGCAUCGGGUUAUUAACGUUGCUGUUGUCAUUGGUAUCGUUUUUUGCUGUGGAAUAAAUGGCUUCGUUAUGAUAACGCGGCUAUGUAAAUGUAUCGGUCGGUGUCCCGGACAGACACCUCUCUGGCGUAGAUCCGCGGCCGGCAUUGGCGCUCCUGUUCCGGUUCGGGGCAGUAGGCCUCAGAGGGUUGGCCCGUUCGGUCUUUUUGGACAUGGAUGUGACCGUGGGGGUUGUGCCCUGGCGUGGUCAAGUCCUGGGAGGUUGCUGGCUCCAGUCUGCUCUGCUCUUUGCCCUGCUCAUGGUCAGAGGUCAUGCUGGAGCCAGGGCUACCUGGGCUGACUCUGCUGACCCUGACGACUUGGUGAACAAACCACACUGGCCUGUGCCCUACAGACGUGUGAACUUCCGACCGACCCCGGACCCCUUCUGCCAAGCGCGCUACACGUUCUGCCCCGACGGAGACCCGGGGGGUUCCAUCCCCGCCAUGGCCCCCGAGGAUGUGCUGGAAGUGUUCCUGCUCAAGGCGCCCGUCUGGGAGUUCAAGUUUGGCGACCUCCUGGGAAAAUUUAACAUUAUGCAUGAUGCCAUCGGGUUCCGGAGCGCGCUCACGGGACACGACUUCACACUCGAGUGGUACGAGCUCUUCCAGCUGGGGAACUGCACCUUCCCGCACCUGCGCGCCGGUCUCUCCGCGCCAUUCUGGUGCAACCAGGGCGCCGCCUGCUUCUACGCCGGCCUGGAUGAGCGCCACUGGCGAGAGAACGGCACCAUGCUGAAGGUUGCCGAGGCCACAGGCGAGACGUUUAACAACUUGGCCAAGUGGGUACGGCACGACAACGACACGGGCGUCUACUACGAGACGUGGACGGUGCGGAGCGGUGAGGAGCUCAACGCCACCUCGUGGUUCGAAUCGUACGACUGCUCGCGCUUCGUACAGCGCACCUUCAAGAGGCUCGCCGAGUUGGGGGCGAUGUUCAAGCCAGGCCUGCGCACACACUACACGCGCCUCAACCUCUACUGCGGGGAGCCCCAUUUCCUGGGGAAUGCCAGCACCAUCUUCGGGACGGCGUCGAAGGAGGCCAUUAAGUUGGCAAAGGAAAUCCGCAGCUUCUACACCAAUUUCCAGCCGAACCAGUCGCUGCUGGGGCUGCUAUUGAGCGUGUUAAAUGCUUACGGGGAACUGGUCUUGCAGCACCGCUUCUUUCUUUACUAUAACUCCGAGUACUGGUUGCUGCCCAUGAAGCCGCCGUUUGUGAGCAUAACAUACGAAGAGGCACCGCUGCCUUAGCUAAAAACCCCGCCGCCAUGGCUCUUGUGGCGAUGGGCGAGUGUGGUUGUGCAAGGAUGAAGUCACUUGGGAUGCACAAUUUUUACAAUUGAUCCGGCUAUGCCUGGAUAACUUCUGACCAAAUCACCCAGAAUGUGCCCAAUUUUCAUAACUUCUUGGAAGCUGAGUUGAGCCUGGAUAGUGCCUGGAUGGGCAACCACGGUGCAUGACAUGUUAUAGGCUACGGGGCUGCAUGGUGGGCAAUGCAGCAAACACCAUUGUACUAUACUUCGAUGCUUGCAUUCACUAACCCAUGACCCUACACGGUGGGGAGAGGCCCUCAUCCAGCAGUGGAUUAAUAAGAGCUUCAUAUGUACACAUGUUGAAUGAUGUUUUGACAUGGUCGCACUGUGGGUGUGAUGCACCAUUGGGUUUGUGCUUUCCACAAUUUGCAGCAAGUGAUUUGUGGCCUCUUGAGUGAACGUUUUGAUUGCACUGAACGAUAGAAAAUGCACUAACUGUACGUAUCAAAAUGAAAUAGCAAUAAUAGAUUAAUGAAGAUUU
This is a messenger RNA of Lethenteron reissneri (Far Eastern brook lamprey), 1870 nucleotides long. Its product is annotated as ceroid-lipofuscinosis neuronal protein 5 homolog. Gene Ontology annotation, biological process: lysosome organization. NCBI's taxonomy places the organism in Eukaryota, Metazoa, Chordata, Hyperoartia, Petromyzontiformes, Petromyzontidae. The record is from RefSeq and is a predicted model, not a curated record. Gene Ontology annotation, molecular function: hydrolase activity, acting on glycosyl bonds. Gene Ontology annotation, cellular component: lysosome; lysosomal membrane.